Messenger RNA from Corylus avellana, 910 nucleotides. RefSeq names its product putative glutathione S-transferase. Gene Ontology annotation, cellular component: cytoplasm. Gene Ontology annotation, molecular function: glutathione transferase activity. Gene Ontology annotation, biological process: glutathione metabolic process. NCBI's taxonomy places the organism in Eukaryota, Viridiplantae, Streptophyta, Magnoliopsida, Fagales, Betulaceae. The record is from RefSeq and is a predicted model, not a curated record.
GUCCAACACAUGCAGCCCGCCUUCGCAUACUGAGCUACCUAGAAGUUCGAGGAUGUCCCACAUCUGUCUGGGUCCUCUGUCCCAAUUUUCUUCGCUCACCAAGUUGCUUGAAUCUUUUUGACAAUGGCGGACGAGGUGGUUCUGCUGGGUUUCUGGCCCAGCAUGUUCGGGAUGAGGGCGAGGAUCGCGCUGGCUGAGAAGGGGAUCAAAUACGAGUAUAAGGAGGAGGACUUGAGGAACAAGAGCGAUCUGCUUCUCAAGAUGAACCCGGUUCACAAGAAGAUCCCGGUUCUCAUCCACAACGGUAAACCGAUCUGUGAGUCCCUCAUCAUCGUUCAGUACAUUGACGAGGUCUGGAACCACAAGUCCCCGCUGCUGCCCUCUGAUCCUUACCACAGAUCUCAUGCCAGGUUCUGGGCUGACUUCGUUGAUAAGAAGGUGAAUGGUGUUGGAGGGAAGUUAUGGGAUACAAAAGGAGAAGAGCAGGAGGCAGCAAAGAAGGAAUUCUUGGAAAUGUUUAAGACAUUGGAGAGAGAGCUUGGUGGGAAGCCUUACUUUGGGGGUGAAACAUUUGGGUUUGUCGACAUUGCUCUCGUCUCUUCCUACACGCAUUUGCAGGUAUUCUACGAGAGAUUUUGCAAAUUCAGAAUGGAGGCUGAGUGCCCCAAGAUUGUUGCAUGGGUUAAGAGGUGCAAGCAGAAGGAGAGUGUCGCCAAGUCGCUCCCUGACCAGAAGAAGAUUUCUGACUUUCUCUCCAAGUGGUUUGAACCUGACGUAGCAGAAGACUAAGGUAACUAAUCAAAGAGUAGCAUCUUUGUUUCUGUAAGGAGAAGCGUCUUCGUCUUCUAUUAAAAAAGAUAAAAACAAGCCCGCAUGUUAAAAGAAGGAUAAAACUCCGCAGAGUAUUUGA